Molecule: messenger RNA, 1629 nt
Organism: Lotus japonicus
Lineage: Eukaryota; Viridiplantae; Streptophyta; Magnoliopsida; Fabales; Fabaceae
Exons: 1
Coding region: 116-1492 (458 amino acids)
Source: RefSeq, a predicted model, not a curated record
AUGAUUCUCGGGUAACUGUGUUUGAAUAUGUGCCACUCAAUUCGAAUCUUGUCCUUUUCCGAUAAUUAACUCUGGUUGAUAACUUAUUUCAAAUCCGGCACUCAACCACCAUUCAAUGUACCUACUUAUAUGGACUCAUAGCUCCAUUGAUGUACCAAUAUCCCAAAUCUCUUCCAAUCUACUUCAAAUUUCACAAAAAAUGGAUCCAUCUGAGUGUCCUUUUGAUCUUGCAGCAUACAUUCAAAAUAGUCAAAUUGAAGAAGCUUAUGUACUCAACCGAUUUAGAGAGCGUCGAAGAAAAAUUCGAGAAGAUGCUGCACCUCGUAGUAGAAAAUAUCUCGGUAGAGAUCAUACAGCGGCAAACCAGAUGCUAAUUGGCGACUACUUUGCCAAUGAGCCUACAUAUGACGAUGCAAUGUUUCGUCGUCGGUACCGGAUGCAAAAGCAUCUUUUCCUUCGAAUCGUUGAUGACCUUUCAAGUAGUGAUAACUACUUCACCCAACGCGUUGAUGCAGCCAAUAAACAAGGUAUAUCACCCUUAGCAAAAUGUACCACAGCAAUGCGAAUGUUAGCAUAUGGUGUGGCAGCAGACGCGGUCGAUGAGUACAUCAAAAUUGGAGGUACUACAGCAUUGGAGUGUUUACGUAGAUUCUGUAAAGGAAUCAUACGAUUGUAUGAGCAACAGUACCUGAGAGCACCAACCCAAGAAGACCUGCAAAGGAUAUUACAUGCUAAUGACAUGCGGGGGUUCCCAGGCAUGAUCGGGAGUAUUGACUGCAUGCACUGGGAGUGGAAAAAUUGUCCUAAAGCAUGGGAAGGUCAAUUUACUAGAGGGGAUAAGGGAACCACAACAGUUAUUCUUGAAGCAGUUGCAACUUAUGACCUAUGGAUCUGGCAUGCCUUUUUUGGAUGUCCUGGAACGUUGAACGACAUAAACGUUCUAGAUCGGUCACCAGUGUUUGAUGACGUGGAACAGGGAAAGACUCCAGCCGUGAAUUUCGUUGUGAAUCAACGUCCCUAUAAUAUGGCAUACUAUCUAGCCGAUGGUAUCUAUCCUUCUUAUCCAACUUUCGUCAAAACGAUUAGACUUCCUCAAAGUGAACCCGAUAAGUUAUUUGCAAAAGUUCAGGAGGGAUGUCGGAAGGACAUCGAACGUGCAUUUGGAGUUCUUCAAGCUCGUUUUAAAAUCAUCCGUGAACCAGCUCGCUUGUGGGACAUAGAUGACUUGAGUAUCAUUAUGAGGUCAUGCAUCAUAUUACAUAAUAUGAUUGUCGAGGAUGAACGAGAUACAUAUGCUCAACGUUGGACCGAUUUUGAGCAAUCUGGGGAAGGUGGAUCUAGUACACAGCAACCAUACUCGACCGAGGUUUUACCCGCUUUUGCAAAUCAUGUGCGUGCUAGAUCCGAGUUGCGUGAUUCAAAUGUUCAUCAUGAACUGCAAGCAGAUCUAGUGAAGCACAUCUGGGCAAAGUUUGGAAUGUCUCAGGAUUGAAGAUGAUUUGUAUCGUACUAUUUACGUUAUUUGUGUGUUGUGUGCUUAGUUUUUCCUUGUCUUGCAUUUUAAGAUAUUGUGUGCUUAGUUUGUUGUCUUGCAUUUUAUUUUAAGAAAAUAAAAUAAAUUCUUGUAUG